AUGUGUCUCUGUCUGCAUCCCUCUUAUGAGGCUGUUCCAGUUAGUGGCGAUUCUCCCAGCGUUGAAUUUGGUUCAUCUUCCCAAUUCAACGAUCCUGCUUUAUUCCUCUCUUGCUCUGUUCAGGAGCAGCUUAGCUCAUUUCCUGUUGAUCGCACCGACCUCUUCCUUUUGCAACUAGCCUGCCUUCUAGCCAGGGCCCCCGAUUGGCGGCGACGGCGACCUCGUGUGCGUGUCUUCUUGCCUAUACCAUCAAACCGUCUGUCGAACUCAAGCAUUUUUGGCGAAUCCCGCGCAGCGAGUUUCUCGUAUCCUACGAUCAACGAAGCAGACACCAAGGAUGCAGUAUAUAACUGCUUAAAGAAGCAACUUACUGCCUUACUCUCGGACCUGAGGAUUCCCGUCAGCUUAUUUCUAUUUUUCUGCUAUUUUGUUUAUAUCUAUGGCUCUGACAAUUUUGUGAUUAUUUUGCGAAACCUAGCUUUUCUAUAUUAG
Molecule: messenger RNA, 492 nt
Organism: Protopolystoma xenopodis
Lineage: Eukaryota; Metazoa; Platyhelminthes; Monogenea; Polystomatidea; Polystomatidae
Source: the annotation of a GenBank genome assembly